This is a messenger RNA of Ostreococcus tauri, 1572 nucleotides long. Its product is annotated as Rieske [2Fe-2S] iron-sulphur domain. Gene Ontology annotation, molecular function: 2 iron, 2 sulfur cluster binding. The record is from RefSeq and is a predicted model, not a curated record. The coding region runs from base 1 to 1572 and encodes 523 amino acids. NCBI's taxonomy places the organism in Eukaryota, Viridiplantae, Chlorophyta, Mamiellophyceae, Mamiellales, Bathycoccaceae. The transcript has a single exon.
AUGGCGGAUGAUGUCGCGUCGUCCACGACGUCGGUGUCGGAACAGGCGACGCGGGGCGAUGGAGAGUCGUUCGAUUGGUUCUCUGCGUGGUAUCCGCUUCGGCCGACGAGUUUCCUCGAUCCCGACGAACCGAACGAGCUUCGCGUGUUGGGGAAGAAGCUCGUCGCUUACCUCGAUCCGACGUGUGGGGAGUGGCGCGUGCUGGAGGACAGCUGUCCGCACCGACGCGCGCCUCUGUCGUUGGGUUACGUGCAACGAGACGGAGCGUUGGCGUGCAGGUAUCACGGAUGGGCCUUUGACGGUAAGGACGGCAAGUGCGUGGCCAUUCCGAUGUCCGUCGACGAGGCGGCGGAGAAGACAGCCUGUGCAUCGCCGCGGUCGUGCGCGACGAGCUAUCCGUGUCGCGUGGAGGACGGCAUCUUGUGGGUGUGGCCGACGUCCGGGGCGGACGCGGCGCUUUUGAGCGCGACGACGGCGUGCGCAACCUCGCUCGCCGCGGAGGGAACGCUGCCGGGCGAGUGGGGCAUGGUCGAACUCCCGGUCGGGUACGCCCCUGCGUUGGAGAAUCAGUUCGAUCCGUCCCACGCGGAGUGGUUGCACGCCAAGUACGACGAGAACGGGCAGCUCUCCGAAAAGGAUAACGCGGGAUUCGUACCCAUGACGGACUUUAGUCUUCGCGCCGAGACGAUGAACAAGGACGGAUUCGUGGUCGAUCACGGCGGUUACAACAAGUCCAACGUCGGCGUCACGGCGUCGCGCGUGUUCACCGCGCCUUGCUCGAGCCGAAGCGAAUACCUCGACGCGAAGGGUCGAAAGUAUUUGAGCGCCGCGAUUUUGUACGCCCCGACAGAGCCGGGCAGAACGUUAAUGUUUACAAAGUUUCAGGCGCACCAAUCGGGUGCGGUGCAAGGCGCGGGCGCGCGUAAGGUCUCACCGGUCGAUCGUUUGAACGCUCUCAUCACCGCCCCGGCAAAGGGAUUGUUCGAUUUCUAUUUGGACACCUUCACGAGCGACCCCAAACUCGUGCGCGUGGGGCUCUCGCACGGCUCGCCUCCGGGAUCGAACGCGUACUAUCUCGGCGACCAAGACAUUUUAGCCAUGCACGGGGUCGAAGUGGAGAUGGAGCUUCAGAACAAACCUUGGAAACAGUCGUACUACCUCCCAACGCCCGCGGACGCGGGCGUGUCGACCUUUAGGAAUUGGAUGGAUACGCACGCGGGGGGGAAAGUGCGUUGGGCUCCGGGCGUGGUGGACGACGCGUCCAAGGUGAAGUCCGAAGCCGAGCAGUUCGAUCGGUAUCAUCGACACACCAAGCACUGCGUCGCGUGCAAAACCGCUCUCAACGAGCUCGGUGUGCUCGAAGAGCGCUGCAUGCUCGCGAGCAAGGCGUUAUUGGCGAGCGGACUUUUCCUCGCCGUCACCGGCGCGGCGUUCGAUCAGCAAGCGCCGGCGACAAUCGCGGCGUGUCUCGCCGGCGCCUCCCUCGUCGGCGCCGAGAAGGUUCGGGACAUGCAGCACGAAUUCAUAUCCUCCGUCCCUCGUCGCGGCGUCCCUAGGCCCAAGCUCUGGUGA